AUGAAAAUCCUCGAGGUUUUUAAGAGGUAUUAUAAACAUCAUAUUUAUAUGCAUGUCGAUUUGAAAAAAGAUAAAUACCUAAUAUGCUUAAUAAUAAUUUCCACUAUAGCAAAUGGACUGGUCCCGGCGAUAACUUCAAUUUUAACAGGUCGAGUGUUUGACUUACUUUCCAAUAUUGGCCAAUUCCAUUCAAUGAAUGAAAUUCUUUCCGAACUAACUAUUCGUUCAAUGUCAAUAAUGGCUCUCGCUGCUGCAUGCCUACCUGUUAUGUGGAUAUCAAUUUCGUCGUGGAUGUCUUUAGGUGAAAGACAGGGCUUUGCCAUUAGGAAAAGACUGCUUAACGAAUACUUGGUCAAGCCAAUGGAAUGGUACGAUUGUCAUGAUAAAUUGUUAGGUGAUUUCACCCAAGUCAAUAGAUGCGUCGAAGAGUUAAGAUCUAGUUCAGCCGAAGCGUCUGCAAUAACAUUUCAAAACUUCGUAGCUAUGCUAGCUUUAAUUGGUACAUCAUUUUAUUACUCUUGGUCAUUGACAUUGAUUAUCUUAUGUUCUGCUCCAUUAAUUAUACUUUUUGCCAUUUUGUUCUCUCACAUGAUUCAUAAAUAUACAGAAUUGGAAAACUCCGAGACAGGUAAAGCAGCUCAAUUAUUGAACUGGUCUAUGAAUUCUGCUCAAUUAGUCAAACUUUACUGCACACAAGCUUACGAAAUCCAUUCCUUUAAAGAAUUGGUUGGUCAAUGUAACGAUUUAUUCAUAAAGUCAUGCUUUUAUGUUUCGGCAAAUACAUCGAUAUUGCGGUUCCUAUCUUUAAGUAUGUUUGUACAAGGGUUUUGGUUCGGUGCUAUUAUGGUUAAAAAGGGUAAACUUUCAAUCAAGGAUGUUAUCACUUGUUUCCAUUCAUGCUUGAUGCUAGGUUCUACAUUAAAUAACACAUUACAACAAAUUGUCGUCUUACAGAAGGGUGACGUUGCAUUGAAGAAAAUCUUGGACUUUAUUUCUUUUUCUCAAAGAUCACCUUCUCUAGAACCACCGUAUGAACCAUCAGUUCCAAUAUCUAAUGGUGAAAUUUCAUUUCAAAAUAUAUCUUUUGCUUAUCCUACUAGGCCACAUCAAACAGUUCUGAAAGAUGUUUCUAUUACGUUUCAACCUGGACGUUCCACUUUUAUCAUUGGUAAAUCAGGUUCAGGAAAAUCAACACUAGCAAACCUUUUAUUGAAAUUUUAUAAUGACUAUCAAGGCAGCAUAAAAAUCGGUAACACAAAUGUGAAAAAAAUUAACAAGAAUUGGCUAUUUGAAAAUAUAACAGUUGUCGAGCAGAGGUGCACGUUAUUUAAUGAUACUUUAAGGAAUAACCUUUUAUUAGGAAUUUCAAACUCUAACCAAAAGGUUGAACAAGAUGACAUAGAAAUCUCGCAACGCCUUAAAGAUGCAUGUCGGAUUGCUAUGUUGGAAGAGCUAAUACGUGAAUUGCCAGAUGGUUUAGAUACAAUUAUCGGUGCUGGUGGGGUUUCAUUGAGUGGUGGUCAGCAACAACGUGUUGCAAUUGCCCGUGCAUAUAUAAAAGAUUCGUCAGUACUUAUUCUGGAUGAAGCGGUCUCUGCCCUUGAUAUAAUACAUCGGGAACUGAUAAUGAAAGCAAUUAAAAAUUGGAGAAGUGGGAAGACCACUAUUAUUUUGACACAUGAUCUGAGUCAAUUGGAUUACGAUGAUUUCUUAUAUGUUUUUGAAGAUGGUGAAGUCAAAGAAAGUGGUUAUCAGCAAGCAUUAUUACAAGAUGAAAAAACUAUUUUCUCAAAAUUAUAUGAUAUUCAAAUGAGAAAACAUAUGUCCUAUAGUCCCUCAGAAUCAACCAUUGUUGAAACUCCUGGAGAUGAAAAGAAGAGAUUCUCAAGUACAAAUACAAGCACAAGCACAAGCUAUGAGGUGGAUACACCAAUAUCCAAAGAGAAUAAGAUGUCAUUCUCAACUGGACGUGAUUCAUGGUCAGAAAAUGUCAAACUUUCUGAUGUUCACAGAACUCAAAGAAAAAGAAUAUACUUGCCUGAAAAUAAUAAAAAAAAAUGCGUGGAUCCUGAAAAGGCACUGAUCAAAAUAGACGAGAAGAAAGUUAUGCCGCUAGGUCAGAUCAUUAAGCGGAUGCUUAGAACUAUACGACAAAAAAAACUAUUAAGUUUUGGUAUAUUUUGGUCAUUGAUUGCCGGUGCCACCAAUCCAAUCUUCUCAUACUGUUUCAGUUACCUAUUAAACGGUAUCGUACCUAUGACAAACGGCCAAUAUAGAUCCCAAUUGUAUCUACUUAAAUGGUCCUUCAUUGUUUUAGGUAUUUCUGCUGCUGAUGCUAUUUCUAACUUUUUGAAGUCUUAUAUUUUAGGGUACUGUAGUGAGUUAUGGAUAAUGGAUCUCAGAAAUGAAGCGAUGGCCGCUAUAAUGAAUAAACGAUUAGAUUGGUUUUCUAAAGAAGAAAAUAAGUCCUCUGAGUUAUCUGCUUUAUUAUUAAAUGACUUAAGAGACCUAAGAUCAUUAGUUUCAGAAUUUUUAAGCGCUAUGACAACCUUCAUCGUUGUUUCUUUAGUUGGUUUAAUAUGGGCCUUGGUUUCAGGCUGGAAAUUAAGUUUGGUUUGUAUUUCAAUGUUUCCAUUAAUUAUUUUGGUUUCAGGUAUAUAUGGUUCUACACUACAAAGAUAUGAAACAAUGUACAAAACAGCGGUUGCAGAAUUAGAGAAUCAUGAGUAUGAAAUUAUGACUAAAAUAAAGACAAUAAGAUAUUUGCAAGCAAGUAAAUAUUUUAUUAAAAAUUAUAAAGUAUUAGAAAAUAACUUGAAAAAAAUUGCUCACAAACGUUCUAUUGCUACAGGAUUUGGUAUUUCGAUUACGAAUACAAUUGCAGUCUGUAUCCAAUCAAUUCUAUAUUAUUAUGGUCUAAGGUUGGUUUUCAAAGGGGAAUAUAGCAGUAAAAAGAUGUUUGAAACAUUUACUUUACUAUUGUUCACAAUUAUAUCGUGUACCAGUUUAGUCAGUCAAAUUCCCGAUAUUAGUAGAGGACAACGAGCAGCAAGCUGGCUAUAUAGAAUAUUGGAUGAAAGUGACGACAACAAAGAGUCAGUAGAUUCGGGUAGUAGAAGUGCUGAUAUUAUUAUAUCUGGAAAUACUAACUCUGUUCCCUUAAUAUCGAUAAAAAACUUGAGAUUCAGUUAUCCAUCGGCCCAAACGGUGGAGAUAUAUAAAAAUAUUACAUUACAUGUAACGAGCUCGCAGAAGACAAUCGGUAUAGUAGGAGAAUCUGGUUCAGGGAAAUCGACACUAAUGUACCUUUUAACAAAGCUUUAUAAAACUCCGGCAAAUUCCAUUUAUAUUGAUGGUACUGAUGUCAAUGAAUGGGAUACACUGAAAUUGAGAAAACAGAUCUCGGUUGUAGAACAAAAUCCAACAUUAUUCGAAGGUACUGUUAGAGAUAAUUUAGUUUACGGGACUUUGAACGACAUUAGUGAAAUUGAAAUCUAUGAUGUGCUAAAAUAUCUCGGUAUAUAUGAAUUCAUCGAGAACUUACCAAUGGGAUUAGAUUCAAGGAUUGAUACAAAAUUGGUAUCAGGUGGUCAAGCCCAAAGAUUAUGUAUUGCAAGAGCCCUAUUAAGAAAACCAACCAUUUUAAUCCUUGAUGAAUGUACAUCUGCCUUGGAUGCGGCUAGUGCCCACCUUAUUAAUAAUCUCGUUAAAAAUGGUCUACCUACUGUAUUGACUAUUGUUAUUACACAUAGUAAACAAAUGAUGGAGGCUUGUAACUCUCUUGCUGUUAUCAAGGACGGUAGGCUUGCCGAACAAGGCAAUUUUGCUGAAUUAAUGAAGAAUAACAGCGAAUUACGGAGAAUUAUUAAUGAGUUAGAUUAA
Messenger RNA from Naumovozyma dairenensis CBS 421, 3882 nucleotides. It is a transcript of the gene STE6, whose product is annotated as ATP-binding cassette a-factor transporter STE6. The coding region runs from base 1 to 3882 and encodes 1293 amino acids. Gene Ontology annotation, cellular component: membrane. The transcript has a single exon. Gene Ontology annotation, biological process: transmembrane transport. The record is from RefSeq and is a predicted model, not a curated record. Gene Ontology annotation, molecular function: ATP hydrolysis activity; ABC-type oligopeptide transporter activity; ATP binding. NCBI's taxonomy places the organism in Eukaryota, Fungi, Ascomycota, Saccharomycetes, Saccharomycetales, Saccharomycetaceae.